GUGGCCUGUCUCUCUCUCUCUCUCUCUCUCUCUCUCUCUGACUCUCUUCUCCGACGACGAGGACAACAGCGAAAAGCGAUCUCUCUCUCUCUCUCUCUACAUUGUUAUCUUGUUUGGAUCCGAUGAGAUGGGAAGGGCAACAACAGUCGGAAAACACAAAUCGACCAAGUUUGUGUUGAUUUGCGUGGCUCUUCUCGGAGCUGCCCUCUUCGCAGAUCUCUUUUGGGCUUCCUCUUCUUCUUCUUCCUCCUCUUCUCCCUACCUUUCCAUUUCAUCCGAUUGGCCUAUCCAAAAUUCCGACAAAUUCAUCGUUCCCCCUCUCCAUAACACCACAAAAUCAAAGGAUAACAAGGAUACUGUGCCUGGGAGAUUCUUGUCAGCAACUUUUGCUGAUUUACCCGGUCCGGAAUUAGAAUGGGAGAAGAUGGCAACUGCACCGGUGCCGCGUCUUGAUGGGGCUGCCAUUCAGAUCAAGAAUCUCCUCUAUGUGUUUGCUGGAUAUGGAACCAUUGACACUGUACAUUCUCAUGUCGAUAUAUACAAUUUCACAGACAAUACAUGGGGAGGGCGGUUUGACAUGCCAAGAGAAAUGGCUCAUUCGCAUUUGGGUAUGGUAACAGAUGGGAGAUACAUUUAUGUGGUCACUGGACAAUAUGGUCCACAAUGUAGAGGACCUACAGCGCGCACUUUUGUUCUGGAUACUGAAACAAAGCAAUGGCAAGAUAUGCCCUCCUUACCCGUGCCUAGGUAUGCACCGGCAACCCAACUUUGGAAAGGUAGACUACAUGUGAUGGGUGGCAGCAAAGAGAAUCGACACACACCAGCAUUAGAGCAUUGGAGUCUUGCAGUGAAGGAUGGAAAAGCUGUAGAAAAGGAGUGGCGUAAUGAAAUACCCAUACCCCAUGGUGGACCUCAUAGGGCUUGUAUUGUUGUGGAUGAUCGAUUAUACAUUAUUGGUGGACAAGAGGGUGAUUUUAUGGCCAAACCUGGCUCACCUAUUUUCAAGUGCUCUCGCAGGAAUGAGGUUGUAUAUGCCGAUGUUUAUAUGCUAGAUAAUGAGAUGAAGUGGAAAGCAUUACCUCCCUUGCCAAAGCCUGAUUCCCAUAUAGAGUUUGCUUGGGCAAUUGUCAAUAAUUCUAUCGUCAUUGUUGGAGGUACGACAGACAAGCAUCCAGAAACCAAAAGGAUGACGCUGGUUGGAGAAGUGUUCCAAUUUAAUUUAGAUACACUGAAAUGGUCGGUGGUUGGAAAACUUCCUUAUCGUGUGAAAACCACUCUAGUCGGGUUUUGGAAUGGAUGGUUGUAUUUCACAUCAGGCCAGCGAGACAGGGGACCAGAUGAUCCAGCACCAAAGAAAGUCAUUGGAGAGUUGUGGAGAACUAAAUUGCACUUGUUGUGACCAACUGAUUGCCAGGAUAAUCGAUUAUUAGCACAUAACCGAAUCAAAAUGUAUGUUUGUUGCUUGCUUGUCUAAUUUUUCUUUUUUGACUCCAAUCAAUUGUUUAUUUCUCCUCUCUCUCUUUUUUUUUUUUUUUUUGAUUU
Molecule: messenger RNA, 1542 nt
Organism: Camellia sinensis
Lineage: Eukaryota; Viridiplantae; Streptophyta; Magnoliopsida; Ericales; Theaceae
Product: Galactose oxidase/kelch repeat superfamily protein
Molecular function (GO): protein binding
Source: RefSeq, a predicted model, not a curated record